AUGGAGUUUGAGGAGCUGGGUAUCCGUGAAGAGUGUGGGGUGUUUGGCUGCAUCGCAUCAGACAAGUGGCCCACACAGCUGGAUGUGCCCCAUGUCAUCACGCUGGGGCUUUUAGGACUGCAGCACAGGGGACAAGAGAGUGCGGGCAUUGUUACAAGUGAUGGAGCCAGUGUAUCGACCUACAGAAAGCAUAAGGGGAUGGGGUUUGUUAGCCAUGUGUUCAAUGUAGAGAGCUUGAGUAAACUGAAUGCCAGUAAUCUGGGAAUUGGACACACUCAUUCAACCACUGGGAAUUCAGAACUGGAAAGCUGCCAGCCAUUUGUGGUGGACACGCUACAUAGCACGAUAGCAGUGGUGCAUAACGGGGAACUGGUAAAUGCAGCCAAAUUCAGGCGAAAGUUAAUGCGUCAUGACGUGGGGCUCUCUACUAGUUCUGAUAGCAAACUUAUAACACAGUUACUGGCCUUCACUCCACCUAUGGAGAAAGAUCAUACACCAGACUGGAUAGCACAAAUAAAAAAUAUUAUGAAUGAGACUCUUACAUCAUACUCCCUGCUUGUCCUGCACCAUGACAUCAUCUAUGCUGUACGUGACCCUUAUGGCAAUCGGCCCCUGUGCAUUGGACGGCUCAUUCCAGUGAAUGCUGCAGACCAAAGAAAGAAGACAGAGGGGUGGGUUGUCUCAUCUGAAUCUUGUAGCUUUUUAUCCAUUGGUACUGAAUAUUACUGGGAAGUCCUGCCAGGAGAAAUAAUGAAAAUCUUCUGGGAUGGCAUACAGACCCUAGACAUUGUGCCCAGACCUGCAGGAGACCCCUCAGCAUUUUGCAUAUUUGAAUAUGUUUAUUUUGCAUGUCCUGAUUCAAUAUUUGAAGGUCAGCUGGUUUAUUCAGUAAGACGAAGAUGUGGUCAGCAGUUGGCUUUGGAAGCUCCAGUGGAUGCAGAUCUGGUUAGCACAGUACCUGAGUCUGCAACACCAGCUGCUUUAGGAUAUGCAGAAAAGAGUGGCAUGCGGUAUGUGGAAGUGCUCUGCAAGAACAGAUAUGUUGGGAGGACAUUUAUUCAACCAAACAUGAGGUUACGGCAGCUUGGUGUGGCCUACAAGUUUGGAGUCUUGUCUGAUAACUUAAUUGGAAAAAGAAUAGUGCUGAUUGAUGACUCCAUUGUGAGAGGCAAAACCGUCUCACCAAUAAUAAGGCUUCUGACGGACUCUGGGGCUAAGGAGGUUCAUAUAAGAGUGGCUUCUCCAUCUAUAAAAUAUCCAUGUUAUAUGGGCAUAAAUAUCCCAACAAAAGAGGAACUUAUUGCAAGCAGACCAGAAUUUAAGCGCUUGGCUGUCUAUCUAGGUGCUGACAGUGUUGUAUACCUCUCAGUAGAAGGACUCACAUCAGCCGUGCAAGAGGGAAUCAAAUCAUUUAAAGAAGAACAGAAUGGUCUUAACGGCACAUCCACAAGAUCGUCAUCUGUUGGCCAUUGUACAGCGUGUCUUACAGGAGAUUAUCCUGUGGAGCUAGAGUGGUAA
This is a messenger RNA of Bombina bombina (fire-bellied toad), 1518 nucleotides long. RefSeq names its product amidophosphoribosyltransferase-like. Gene Ontology annotation, biological process: purine nucleotide biosynthetic process; purine nucleobase biosynthetic process. Gene Ontology annotation, molecular function: amidophosphoribosyltransferase activity. The coding region runs from base 1 to 1518 and encodes 505 amino acids. The record is from RefSeq and is a predicted model, not a curated record. Lineage: Eukaryota; Metazoa; Chordata; Amphibia; Anura; Bombinatoridae. The transcript has a single exon.